Molecule: messenger RNA, 897 nt
Organism: Metarhizium brunneum ARSEF 3297
Lineage: Eukaryota; Fungi; Ascomycota; Sordariomycetes; Hypocreales; Clavicipitaceae
Biological process (GO): tRNA splicing, via endonucleolytic cleavage and ligation; tRNA-type intron splice site recognition and cleavage
Cellular component (GO): tRNA-intron endonuclease complex
Molecular function (GO): tRNA-intron lyase activity; nucleic acid binding
Source: RefSeq, a predicted model, not a curated record
AUGACCACAGGACCUAUGAUUUCGACAAGCGAUCACGCAGAGAUCGGCCCGAACAAGGUCAGAAUUUCGAAAAUUGCUGGACGAUAUCUAGUAUUCGACCCUGACGCAGCUUCUCUCCUCCGGAGACAAGAAAACACGGCUGGUACUUUGGUUGGGACAACACCACAGCAACCAACUCAAAAUCUUUUUUUGGGAUUGCCCGUGGAGCUGCGACCUGAGGAAGCGUAUAUCCUUGCACGAAAAGGAUCAGCAUACAUCGUAGACGACGUGGCUGCUCACGGCAUUGCCCUGAACUCCGCUAACAAAGAGGCGCGGGCGUUGUAUAUAGACCAUCUGCGGCAGAGCAAAAAGACCGUGCAGCAUGCGUUAGCGGAACAUGCCGCCUCACGAGCGGCACCCACAACUGCUCGUCAGAAACAAAACAAAGCUGGCAUUAGCUGCCCAUCUACCAUGGGUAUUGACAGCCAUACUGUAGCCAGUGAUAUCAUCACCUAUCCUGACGACAAACACCAAGUCAGCACCGUAGGACUUCUAUCUUUAACUCCUGUAUCCAGCAUCUCUCUAUUGCCCCGAAACACACUUAGACCGUCUGACAUGCAAUCGGAGCCUGCGGCCUCGCUGUGCGGGUUUCUUCAGGAGAGAGGCUACUAUAUGACGCCCGGGUUGAGAUUUGGUGCUCAACAUAGCGUUUAUCCUGGUGACCCGCUGCGCUUCCAUGCACACUUCAUGGCAAAUGAGUACGAAUGGGAUGAGCACAUAGCUAUUUUGGACAUUGUUGGAGGUGGACGCCUAGCAACAGCCGUGAAGAAGGCCUUUUUGCUGGGCGGGCAAGAGCCAGCGUGUGACUCACGCCCAAGUUCGAUCCAUACAUACAGCGUCGAGUGGGCGGCCAUGUAA